GACCUCAUCUCGUCCUCGCCGGCGCCCGGGCGGGCGGAGGCCCGUGGCCAUGGACGACAGCAGGGUGGUAGGUGGCAAAGUGAAGAAGCCAGGCAAGCGGGGCCGGAAGCCAGCCAAAAUUGACCUGAAAGCCCAACUGGAGAGGAGCCGGCAGAGUGCCCGGGAGUGCCGUGUCCGGAAGAAGCUCAGAUACCAAUACCUGGAGGAGCUGGUGUCUAGCCGAGAGCGGGCCAUAAGUGCCCUCCGAGAGGAGCUGGACUUGUACAAGCAGUGGUGCGUGGCCAUGGACCAAGGGAAAAUCCCUUCUGAGAUCAAGGCCCCGCUCACUGCAGAAGAGCAGAGCAAAUCUCAGCAGAGCACCAGCAGGCUCGGCAAGACCGGCAAGGCAGAUGCCGCCAGCAAUUCCUGGCCGUGCUGGAGACAGAAUGGAGAUGGCUGA
Messenger RNA from Dipodomys spectabilis (banner-tailed kangaroo rat), 439 nucleotides. RefSeq names its product cAMP-responsive element-binding protein-like 2. The record is from RefSeq and is a predicted model, not a curated record. The transcript has a single exon. The coding region runs from base 50 to 439 and encodes 129 amino acids. Gene Ontology annotation, molecular function: DNA-binding transcription factor activity. Gene Ontology annotation, biological process: regulation of DNA-templated transcription. NCBI's taxonomy places the organism in Eukaryota, Metazoa, Chordata, Mammalia, Rodentia, Heteromyidae. Gene Ontology annotation, cellular component: nucleus.